CAGUAGCAGUAGCACCAGCAGCACCGGACCUGCCAUGGCAAGCAAGCUGAUAGUUUUCGUAGCGGCUCUGGCCGUUGCGCGCGCCGGUUACCUGGGCGCUCCUGCCGUUUUGGCACCCGGUGCGCCCCUGGCUGCCCGUGCCUACGCCGCCCCCGCCUACGCCGCAGCCCCCGCCUACGCCGCCGCCCCUGUGGCUAUCGCCGCGGCUCCCGCCAUCCGCGCCGCCCCCGUGGCUGUCGCUGCCGCCCCCGCCAUCCGCGCCGCCCCCGUCGCCGUCGCCGCCGCCCCUGCUGCCGUCGCCGCUGAGUACGACCCCCACCCCCAGUACAGCUUCAGCUACAGUGUGAACGACGCCAUCACUGGAGACUCUAAGUCCCAGCACGAGACCCGUGACGGAGACGUCGUCCAGGGCAGCUACAGCCUGGCAGAGCCCGACGGCUCCAUCCGCACCGUCGACUACGCUGCCGACCCCGUGAACGGCUUCAACGCCGUCGUGCACAAGGAGGCCGGCGCCCACCCCGCCGCCCCCGCCCGUGUGGCCGUUGCCGCUGCUCCAGUGGCCGUCGCCGCCCCCGCCCCCGUAGCUGUCGCCGCCCCCGCUCGUGUGGCUGUCGCUGCCGCCCCCGCUCGUGUGGCUGUCGCCGCACCCAUCGCUAGAGCUGCGUACGCCGCCCCUGCCCUGAGCUACGCCGCCGCCCCCGCCAUCGCAGCCGCCCCCAUCGCCAGGGCUGCCUACGCCGCCCCUGCUCUCGCUUACGCCGCGGCCGCUCCAAUCGCUAGGGCUGCCUACGCUGCCCCUGCCCUCACCUACGCCGCGGCCGCCCCCGCCAUCGCUGCUGCCCCUGCCCUGAGCUACGCCGCCGCCCCCGCCAUUGCUGCCGCCCCCAUCGCUAGGGCUGCCUACGCCGCCCCCGCCCUCGCCUACGGCGCUGGUCUCGGCUACGGAUACGCCGCCGCCCCCAUCGCUAGAGCUGCGUACGCUGCCCCCGCCCUCGCCUACGGCAAGGCCCUCAUCCACUAA
Schistocerca piceifrons (Central American locust) is the source of this 1021-nucleotide messenger RNA. Its product is annotated as cuticle protein 18.6-like. NCBI's taxonomy places the organism in Eukaryota, Metazoa, Arthropoda, Insecta, Orthoptera, Acrididae. The transcript is spliced from 2 exons. The coding region runs from base 35 to 1021 and encodes 328 amino acids. The record is from RefSeq and is a predicted model, not a curated record. Gene Ontology annotation, cellular component: extracellular matrix.